Molecule: messenger RNA, 1932 nt
Organism: Entamoeba invadens IP1
Lineage: Eukaryota; Evosea; Mastigamoebida; Endamoebidae
Product: ankyrin repeat domain protein, putative
Exons: 1
Coding region: 1-1932 (643 amino acids)
Cellular component (GO): cytoplasm
Molecular function (GO): protein binding
Source: RefSeq, a predicted model, not a curated record
AUGAACAAUCCAAUUGAAAGCGGUCUUUUUACAUGUAAACCCGCGAUGGACCCUCCAUCUAGACCACUAGACCACACAACACCCCUUCAUCUAGUGGUAUAUUUCCACAGACAUGACUUGUUGCGAUAUACCCUUUCUAUCAUGACCAUCGACACCCCAGACCUCAAUGGGAAAACUGCUUUGAUGAUAGCGGUUGAGCAAGGCGAUAUGUUGAUGGUUGAGCAAUUAAUAAAAUUUGGGGCAGACCCUUGCAUCAAAGAUGGGAAAGGAGUGUGUCCUAUAACCGCAGCGAUGCGCCAUGGGUAUGUCGACAUUGCACUUCUUUUAUUGCCGUUUUGCACGGACGUGUAUCAACUUACGGACGUUCGUGGAUACACUGUCUUGCAUUACUCGUGUUAUGCCAAUUCUGUCGAACUCUGCGACAAAAUAGCUGAGAAAGUGGACUUGUCUGAUAUGAUCAAUGACAAUUGUAAUAAUGGGGUGUGCUCUCCCUUGCAUAUAGCAGCAUAUGCUGGAAGUGUGUUAUGUUGCAAUUGGUUAAUUCGAUACGGUGCACGUGUUGAUAUAGAGAAUGAAAUGGGAGAGACACCUCUAAUACUAGCACUCAAAAGAAAUCACAUCUCAUGUGCAGAGGUCUUAGUGUUAUAUUGUAACACACACAUCCCUGAUAAUUAUGGGCAACUCCCUUUACACCACGCAGCAGCACACUGCCCGUUCAAUUUUGUAUCUAAAAUAAUUGACUCAAACCCCGGCGCUUUUAUGUGUGCGGACACUCACGGAAAUUUCCCAGUUCAUUGUGCAAUGCUCAAUAGUGAUGAACGGAUAUACGACAUGUUUAUAACAAACACAAAAAUUCUCUGCAAAGGAAACAGUUAUGGAAUGACCAUUUUACACGUUGCUGCAAGUGUUGGAAAUACAAAAGCAGUCAAAUAUUUAUUGAAGAAAUAUACAGUACCUCCACCUCGGAGUGUAAGAGGAAGUACUCCUUUUUUAAAUUCCUGUGGUAAUAAUAAAGUAGAAUGUAUGAAUAUAUUAUUUGAAAACGAUCCAAGUGUAGCAAGUGAUACUGAUUUUGAAGGAUGCACGGCACUGCACUAUGCUGCACAAAAUGGGUGUUUAGAGGCUGUUGAGUGGAUAGUAGAUCGAAUGCCAAAGAUGGUGUUGAGUAUGACUAACAGAAAAGAGACGCCCUUACACUUCGCUGCAUUAGGGGGACAUGGUGAUGUCGUUCUUUUUUUGAUUGAAAAAGGCUCUGAAAUUUCGGCAAUGAAUAUAGAACUGCGAAGUCCCUUUUAUUACAGUGUUUUGGGCGGGCAUUGUGAAGUGUGUGAUUUACUUCCAAUCCAGAAAAGUAGUGACAAAUAUGGACUGACAGUGAUGCAUGCGGCGUGUGCACUUGGUCAUCCUCAUAUCGUCAGAAUGUUAUGUGAAAAGGUUCCAGACUUAAUAGAAAAGAGUGAUUUAUGUAAGAGAAGUGGGUUACAUAUAGCCAUUAUAUAUAAUGAUGGGAUCAGUGUCCAAACAUUACUUCACUACGGAGCAUCCAGAAAUGUUAUUGACAUCCGAGGACUCGAUCCAAUCAAUUCUGGAUUACACCGUGGCUUUAUCUUUUGUUAUGAGCGUGUUGUUGGCGUUCAAAUAUAUCGAAGUACAAUCAUCGGCCGACUUACAGCAACAACAAAAAGUGAAGGAGGAGACGGGAUGUUAAGUUUUGAAGAAGGGGAUGUUAUUGAUGUUCUUUGGGAGCAUCCAUCUGGGUGGGGGUAUGGUGUCUGUGGACGUAAUUGUGGAGUGAUUAAAAUGACAACUGGGAAUGUCGGGCCAUUGACACAAGAAGAAAAACGGGCAUUGGAUGAAUUGUUAAGUAUGAGACGGUUUGGGAAGAAGCCAAAGAAGGGGCGUUCAUUCUCUGUACCAGAUGAGACUGAUUGA